Sorghum bicolor (sorghum) is the source of this 1081-nucleotide messenger RNA. Its product is annotated as acyl-coenzyme A thioesterase 13. The coding region runs from base 409 to 900 and encodes 163 amino acids. The transcript is spliced from 3 exons. Gene Ontology annotation, molecular function: fatty acyl-CoA hydrolase activity. Lineage: Eukaryota; Viridiplantae; Streptophyta; Magnoliopsida; Poales; Poaceae. The record is from RefSeq and is a predicted model, not a curated record.
GGCCUGGAUGGAGAUCUGUGCUAGCAAGGGGAAGGGAUAGGAACCCGGUGGCAGUGGUGUCUCUCCAGUUGCUGGCAAAAGCAGAGACGACUCAAUGCGUCCAGUUCCUCAAUGCGUCCAGUUCCUCUGGCUCUAAAAGGGGCGUGCUUCUGAAUCGUACGAGUAGUAGAAAACGCAGCAGGCGGGAUUCAGAAGAUUGCAGACUGAAUCGUGACAAGCCUAGCCGCCCACGCGAAGGCCGGUGGCGGAUGCCUUUAUAAGGAACGUGUGACGACGGGCGAGGCAGACCUCUGCACUCUGCAAACCUCCCCGUCCGCUCGGCCCGGUCAAACAAGUCAGGUAGCAGCGUCGUCCUCCGGUCAGAGCUCAAGAAGCCCACCGCGAUCGACGCGGCGCAGGCGAGACAGCAUGGGUGGGGGCACGGCGGCAGAGCCCCCGGCGUGGAUGGCCGCCGCCGCGCGCAGGUGGCUGGAGAACGCCGGCGCCACGGUGGAGGACGCCCCGGGCCGGGCCUUCAACGCGCUGCCCCUCUCCGGCGUGCGCGUGUCCCUCGCCGAGCGAGGCCGCGCGCUCUGCUCCCUCCGCGUGCCGCCCCAACUCACAGACGCGGAGGGGAACUGGCACACGGGCGCCAUCGCGGCGGCGGCGGACGACGUGUGCGCCGCGGCCAUCAUGUCCGUCGAGGGCAUCAUCAAGGUCUCCGUCCACUACGACAUCUCCUACUUCACACCGGCCAAGCUCCAUGAGGAAGUGGAGAUGGACGGGCGGGUGGUCGAGCAGAAAGGGCGGAUGACAGCGGUGACGGUGGAGAUCCGGAAGAAGGAGUCCGGCGAGCUGGUGGCCAUCGGGAGACAGUGGAUGACGGCCUCCAGGCCCAAAGGCUCUCAGAGCAAGAUCUGAAGCUUCCUUUAAAUUUAAUCAGUAGCUUGAAAAUUAAUCAGCAAGAUCUGAAGCUUCGUUGAAAAUUCAGUUCCAGAUGUUACUGGUGUUGAUGUCCCCUGUAAUUUAAUCAUGCAUUGGCAAGCAAGAUGGAAAUUUUCAUCUCUGUCCUGCGUUAAUCCCGGCUCUUUUUUUAUACUAA